Messenger RNA from Dentiscutata heterogama, 632 nucleotides. The record is from the annotation of a GenBank genome assembly. NCBI's taxonomy places the organism in Eukaryota, Fungi, Glomeromycota, Glomeromycetes, Diversisporales, Gigasporaceae.
AUUAAUGAUGUUACAACAUUCCUUAUUAACGAAGCUGAUAAAGAAGGACUUGGUUCUAAAACAUUAAGUUUUUCACCUAAUCAAGAGCAGUCAAUAGUUACUGGUCAGCCAUUUCAGAACGCUGAUGAAUUCAUUGGUAACAAUGAAUUCACAAGAGGUGGCAAAACUGUAAAAUUUUCCAAUCUAUUUUUCGAUAUAUUAAAUGAUUCUGCUAUAAAUGGUUGGAAUUCUCCAUGGACGAAUAAGGACAUUAUUGUGCUUACUAAUGGCGCUUGUGUAUCUUCUUGUGCACAGACUGCUCAAUAUCUAGCAGAACAGGCUAAUAUAGCUACUGUUUCUGUCGGUGGUUUAUAUGAUCGAAGUAUGUCUUACUCUUCAUUCCCUGGUGGAAAUGUAGUAAAUGUAAAUGAUCUCUAUAAUCAAAUUAGUAAUAUCACAAGUAGCACCACUGAUUCCCCUCCUCAAAUACCAAAAAACUUUGCCACUGAUGUUGCAAUGUUUUUCUUAACAUUAACUUAUAGUGAAACUCAUGAUUUAGAAUUCCCUGAUAAGAUAAAUGAAUUUAUGUUUCGACCAGCUACCCAUAGAUUAUACUAUGAUGAUGAAAGUAUUCUUAAUCCUAGUAGUUUAUG